Molecule: messenger RNA, 7497 nt
Organism: Neodiprion virginianus
Lineage: Eukaryota; Metazoa; Arthropoda; Insecta; Hymenoptera; Diprionidae
Gene: sima
Product: hypoxia-inducible factor 1-alpha
Exons: 14
Coding region: 419-4549 (1376 amino acids)
Biological process (GO): cellular response to hypoxia; regulation of transcription by RNA polymerase II
Cellular component (GO): nucleus; transcription regulator complex; cytoplasm
Molecular function (GO): RNA polymerase II transcription regulatory region sequence-specific DNA binding; DNA-binding transcription factor activity, RNA polymerase II-specific; protein dimerization activity
Source: RefSeq, a predicted model, not a curated record
CAAUAAUGAUAAAAAAUUUUUUUUAAAUCGCGCUUACGAAACUAUGCAGAAACCGACAUCGCCAGGCCAUCUUUUGUGGCGCUAAUUAAACGAUGUUUAUUCCCUUUUUUUAAACGAUUUACACGUUAUACCUCCUCAUAUAGACAUUAGUUAGCUUUGUAAGUCGGGGUAAGAAACCCCACUGGAUCUGACUAGUAAGACUGAGGCGGUGUCGGUAUAUAUAAAUAAUUUAAAUAAUAUAUACGGCGAUUCUACCGUAAUAUUAUACGCGCGAAGAAAAUUUGAAAUUAUAAUAGAGACGACGACGACGACGACGACGACGUCGGUAGAACGAAGCAGGGAGAAGCUGUUGCGUAAUCGCGUUGAUCAUCCUCUCCGCAUUGCGAAAGAAUAUCGAAAGAAGGCAACAAUUAGCGCAAUGAACUGGAGAUCGGUAAUGUCGUCGAACGCGGGGGAGGCGAUCGGCAGAUCGGUCGUCUAUCCCUCCUGCAGUCCGACGAUGCAGCAUCGAGACUCCGAAUGCGCCAUGAACGUGAAUUAUUCGCAAGGAGUUGGACACUGCGGUCUGAAGCAGACUCUCGACGUCGAGGAUUUGGGACGUUACUUCGAAGGUGACUAUAACAGAAGCAACGAGAGGAUCAGAUACACCUGCGGCAGCGAGAAGAGACAUUCGGUCGCCAACGCGGGGAUUUCCGGGCACGCGAAGAUCGCUGGCCCUUCGGAGUUACGGAUGUGGGCCGAAAUGAGGAACGGCUUAGGGGGCUCCGAGAACGACGGCUUCUUAUCGACGAACGAGACCAAAAUGGCGACGGCCGGCCUCGAGCCACGAGGAGAAAACGCGGACUUCCCUCGCGGCUCAACGAAAUGGAACCGUCCGCCGUCUCGGACCCGCUUCGAUCAGCCCGUCUCGUGGUUCGAGCUGCAGCCGAACCUAAAUCCCGAGAUAAAGACACCGUUUCCCGAGUUUAAUGCGAGAAGUGACAACUUCUGCACCGAGUAUCAGUGGCUCCGGUGCCCGGCCACCCAGUGUCCGAUGCUCCUCGCCGACGGGUACGAGGGCUUCGGACGCUCCGGCGAGCCGCCGACGUACCCCUGCCUGCAGGACCCCUUCAACGAAUCGGGAUUCUAUUACGGGGAAAAUACCUCCCACCUCACCCUGGCUGAUUGUGAAUACAGCCAACGAUACGACGAGGAUUCACUAAGCAAUGAAAAACGGAAGGAGAAAUCUCGGGACGCCGCACGAUGUCGGCGAACCAAAGAAACAAACAUAUUUACCGCAUUGGCGAAUGCGCUUCCGGUACCGAUCGAGCAGGCUGCCCACCUCGACAAGGCCAGCGUGAUGCGGCUCGCCAUCGCUUACCUCAAAGUUCGAACGGUCGUUGAUGCCAUACCGGACACGUCUCCAACGUCGGAAACAUCCAUAGAGACGGACGCGGCGUUCCUGAAAGCACUCGACGGAUUUAUGUUCGUCCUAUCCAGCGACGGCGAUAUGAUCUACCUGUCCGAAAACGUCAGCGAUUACCUCGGAGUUUCACAGAUGGACAUGAUGGGUCAGAACGUCUACGACUACAGCCAUCCGUGCGAUCACGAGGAGCUUCGCGAAUGCUUGUCGAUGAAGCCCUCCGGGGUUAACGACGCGAAACAAAUGUGCAAUCUGUUCCUCAGACUGAAGUGCACUCUGACCACCAAAGGGAGGAAAGUCAACCUGAAGAGCGCCUCGUACAAGGUGAUACACUGCACGGGUCACGUCGUGGCGACGCCUCGGGACCUUUCGACGCCUCAGAAUCAGCUCGAUGAGAAUGGCGACAGCGUCGAUUCCUUUGAAGGGGCUCACGUGAAGAUCGAGAAGCAGGAAAAGGAGAGCAGCUCCGGCUGCCUCGUUGUCGUCGGCUGUCCGAUUCCCCAUCCGAGCAACAUCGAGGUGCCCCUCGGCCGGCACACCUUCUUAUCGAAGCACAGCCUGAACAUGAAGUUCACCUACGCCGACGAGAAAUUGGCCGAGUAUCUCGGCUGGGAUAUCAGCGAGCUCGUUGGCCAGUCGGUUUUUGACUUUCAUCACGCCCUCGACAAUCCUCUACUCGACAAAUCGUUCAAGUCGCUGUUCAGCAAAGGACAGUGCGAAACUGCGGCCUAUCGCUUCCUGGGUAAAAAGGGAGGCUACGCCUGGGUCGUGACGCAAGCAACCCUGAUCCACUGCGCCAAACAGCACAAGCCGCUCUCCGUAGUCUGCGUGAAUUACAUCCUAAGUGAAAUCGAGUGCGAAAAUGAAGUGUACAGCACCCGCCAGCUGGAGGCUCGCUCCGUAGAUGUGGCAGCCUCCUCAGAUUGCAAGCAACCUCUGUCGCCGGUAGCUGUCGCCGGUUGCCCAGCAGCGAUAACCGUACCGACAACCAUCAACCCCAACAACAACAACAACAACAACAACAACAACAACAACAACGUUGAAAAGUCAGACGCCGGCUGCCCCGGCGAACUGAUCACCGGGGAUUUGCCGAUCGAACACCCGAGACCCUUCUCCGUCACCGCGGCCUUGUUCCAACACGAGGAAAAACCGAUCGACGAAACACCUCAGGUGUCCGAGAACAAGCCAUUUGAUACCGAGAAGGACUUAUUCUCGAAGCCCGUGUCGGCCACGGACCAGAUAUUUGGUGUUGCUAAGAUACCCGAGUCGCAAACCGAUAAUAAUCUGCAGUUGCCUACGCUUCGCCAGCAGAGAAGUCAAAACGUUCCUCUGCUCCCGAGACCGUCGGAGAAUUUAUUCCAGGGAAAACGCGUACUGCAGUACUCGGCAAUCAAACAGCAGCAGCAGCAGCAGCAGCAACAGCAGCAGCCGCUGCGUGCCAAACCGCAGACAGUGACGAGGGACCUGAUCGUACCGAUUCCUCAAAUCCAGGAGCCGCCCAGCAGGGUUCCACCUCAGACAGCGACCGCGAGCAUAUUCGCACCUCGCACGAAGGACAUGAACAAGGGCUUCCUAACCUUCAGCGAAGACCAGCCUGGCCUUACGAGUGAAUAUAAUAUAUGUGCAUGUGCGGAUAUGUCGUUGGAUGUAUGCAGUAAGCGAGAAAACGAUGCUGCGGAUCAUUGCUGGGUGUUGAAGGAUGAACCGGAGGACCUUACCCAUCUCGCCCCGACGCCAGGCGACGUCUGCGUGCCCCUCGAGGACAACACACCCUUCUUCCCCGACAUGCUCGUCGACCAGUUUAUACUCGAAGACAACUACUGCCCUCUCCUCAGCCCCGGACUGCCAAACGAGCUCGGUGAAUCCCUCUGCAAAGAUUCCGACCUCGCGGAUCCGCUCAGGAGCAGCGAACUGGGCGAAUCGCUUGCCGACAGCGAUCCCUUCAUGUACAGGGAGACACCGCCCAGUCCCGGCAGCGGCAGCCCCCAUCUUCUUUCACCGGCUCUAAGCAAGAGCCCGGGAAGCAUAGACUCACUUUACAGCCCAAGCGGCAGCGGAGGCGGACUUUCCGAGGAUGAAAUGCUGAUGCUAAGCAUCGGUGACGUUCUCGUCGACGAGGAUCUCGCCCUCAGGGCCCCCUAUAUUCCAAUGUCCGACCAGGACGAGGCCCUUCAGCUUUUCAUCAGCGAUGACAUGGUCAUGUGGGGACCGUCACAACCGCCCGAUAAAAAGUCCAAGUGGUCGAACGUAGAGGGCGCGGAGACGAACGUCAGCUCGAGCCUGGAACAGCUGCUUAGAACGAAUUCGUCCAACGUCAAAAAGUCCAACGACCACGGGGGUGGAUUAGUAGAUCCGAUCGAAACGUUUGGUAACGUUUACAAGAAAAGUAUAAAAGAAGAGAGCAACGGCUGGACGGCGUCCAGGGCCGAGCGUAAUUCGCACAAGCGUGUUUACUGCAACGCAACCUCGACGUCCGCUAGUUUCGACAACAACGAUAACUGCAAGAGGAUCAAGUGUGAGGAGAGAAGGUCGAGCUGCGCGAACGAAUCAUCAGGGUUUGAUGGGGGCCGAGGUGCCGGAAGCGCACUGACGAUCCGGCAGGGAAGCCAACUGCUUCACCAGCUUAUGUCUCAACAGUCGGUCGUCGGGAGCAACGCAAGGAGCGAAUCGACGAAUAACGGAGGCCGAGGAACCGAGGGUGGCGGCGGAGGCGGAGGAGGAAGAGGCGGUGAGAGCGAGGACUCUUCUUCCUUGUCGACGACGACAGCGAGUACGACGGUCUUUCCCCCCCAGCUGCAUCAGCAGCAGUCCAACAGCGUGUUGAUGAACCUUUUAGUAUCGGGAUGCGACGGACUGAUAGACCCUCGCAAUAUAACACCUCUCCUCGAAAGGAAGAUAUCCCCACUGAGUCUGAACCUCGAGAAUCACAUCGUGCCGCGGAUGCCCCUCAGCAUGGCGCUGAACCAUCUCAGUCCAGAUACGCGAAAGGAGCUCGUGAGCGCCGUGCCCAGGAACAAAUCCUGCGCCGCACUUCAUGAGGUCGUGCCGAUGGAGUUGGACAAUUUCGACUUCGACGUAAAUUCGCUGAGCCCCGAGCUAAUGCACGGCCCGGACCUCCUCAAGAUCUUAACGAAUAAUCUUGCGUAGAGAUCCUUGGAAAGUCGAGUUUUUAUUUUUUACGUUAACACACAUGUAUCUAUAUCAUCUAUACAUUGUAACAUAUAUGUAGACAUAACUGUUAUAUGGGAGGUGAGAAAGAAAUAGCGUAGAAAAUGUGAUUAACCAAUUGACUAAUUAAUUAAUAAUUGCUGAGGGAAAUCGAAAGUUUUUCUACUUAGAUUGUAAUAUUAAUUAUUGUCGAAGUUAUCUGCACAUGACGCAAGAAUUGUCGCGAAUAACCGCGGGCAAAAGCACAUAUAUGCUCAAAAUAUCGUUUUUGUACCUUUUGUUUUUAACUAAUACAUACGUUGUUCGAUAAGGUCGCGAAUGUGUUUCUUGUAAAUUGCGUUUCAACUAUAAUAGGUGUAAUAAUAAUACUGCCAAAAGUAAAUUAUGUUACGCUAAAACUUCGAGACCUAAAUGUUGUUUGACCUUUUCUGAUUAAUUUGUCAUUUUAUUCUUCUUUGCUUCACAAUUAUAUUCUUUGGUAUUUGAAUUUAGCCUAUUUGUCUACUACUUGAUAUACAUGUAACAUACUGUCAUUACUAUUAUUAUUAGUAGUGUAUUAGUAGGAGUAGGAGUAGGAGUAGUAUUCUUAUUACACAUACGUAUAACGUAAUGCAGAACUAUUUUCGAUUCAAUUUAUCGCAGAUUGUGCGACUCGAGGUAAACUCGAGGUGGACUACCCUUCUCAUUGGGAUGGGAUUAUUGUUAUUUUCUUUCUCUGUUAUUCUAAUGAAUCAAUUCGACAUAAGAGAGAGAUAAAGUAGGCUUGCUCGUGUCAACUUAUUGAAAUAUAUACCUAUAUAUUUUACAUAUUAUUAUACGUAUAAUAAUACAUAUAUAUUUUAAUACCAGCGAACAUACAUGAAGCAUAGGAACACAGGAAGCAUAGUUCUUACUUUUACCAUUUACAUUAUAAAGAUCCGUGUAAAAGAGUAAAGAACCAUGUUUAGUACAUGUAGGGUUCUAUAUUAAAGAUGUCAUAUACUAGUGCGUAUAUAUAAUUGCCUACGUGACAAGAGGGUUUCUGACUAUACAUACACAACGAUGAGUUUGGGUUUGAAAAUGAAGUUGAACAAAAAAAAAAUGAGUUGGCAAGAAAGAUAUACGCCACAUGUGCUUACGGCAGUCGAGUGCCAACUGUAAGAGUUUGACUUCAAGUCCAAUAUUUGAUUUUUCUCAAGGCAACACAGACUAACCUGAAUAAUCGUUUUCCCUUCGCACAGACUAAAGAUGGAGAUGGAGGGAUCCAAAUUUCAGAGUUCAAAAAUUACGUUGAAACGCGCGGGGAGGAAAAAAAGUAAAUGAGUUGAUCGGUAGUAUAAUAAUUUGUAAAGCAAAGAAAAGGAAUACAUAAUUAUGCAUCUAUAUACAUAUACCGUGCAUAGUUGAGGAAAUGGAAGAGUCCGCAGUCAGGCACUAACAGUCCCAUGAUCGCGCGCUCUCUCGUCCGUGAGAUCGGAUACGUUCGCUCAGAGAGCGUUCGCUACAUUGGCCGAUCGUGCCCGACUUCGAACUGUUUCAUUUCCUCAACUACGCACGGUAUGCAUUAUUUCCAUAUUAUGAUUGUUUUUACUAGCUGACACAUUUUUAUUGACAAUGUCUCUACAGAAUUAUUAAAAAUUUUAUUUUCCUGUUUUAUUGUACGAUUGAAUUAACAUUUUUGGCCUUAUGGCACUUUAAUGAAACAAACCAAGAGAUACUUGAACAUGUAGUCCGAAUUUUUGCCCUCUUUCUAAUUACCUCUGCCAUUUGUCCAUUUUUUAUAUUUUUUUUGUUACAUAUUAUAAUUUCUAUCCUAAAUUUAAUUUAUUCUACCACGAUUGAAUACACGAUAAAUGAUCACCUGUGCACUGUUAUUUGACACAAUGUACAAAAACGAAAACAACAACUCAGAAUUGAAAUACGAAUCAUAGGAAAAAUGUGAAUUAUGUUUAAGUGACAAGAUAAUGUGACUUUAAACAAUGCUAUACUAUAACAAAAGUAAUUGAAUAUUAUUUUAUAAGGCAGAUCUGUAUAUCUUAUUGUGUAAUUAUUAUUAGUAUUGUUAUAAUUACGAAUAUAUCAUAAUUAUUCUGAUUAUGAUCGUAAUUGUUGAUCGACAUUUGAUACUAGAUAUAUACGUAUAUGUAUACGAGGCACGUACUGACAUUAAGAAACGUGAAUCCUGCAGGUGAUUAGAGCUCUAAAACUCAGUAACGCAAUGCUCAUUGUCGUAAACUUGCUCGUGAAACGCAUGAAUCAUUGUAAUUGCAUCGCCAAUCCCAAACGCAACGAGGGAACUGCUUAAAACAGAAAACUUCAAAAAAGAAAACUUUUAAAAAAUUAACCCACCAGACACUUCUUAUUUGCGACGUGAUAAGAGAGUGAUGGCAGCAUUUUUAUUAAACUUUGUUGGCACCGUUUCAGCUUCACAGACGAUUGCGUCUUACAUGCUUAUCGUUAAAACACAUGUAAAUGUUUCGUAAAAUUGUCGACGUAAUACUUGCUUUUGUAUGGCGGAUACAAUACACAAUUAAUUGAGUACAAUGCGCCUGCCUCUUUGCUUUGCUAUAUGGCAUCGACAAUACAAAUUUUGGAAAUUUAUUAUUGUACUUAAUGUUCCAUUUUGAUAUGCCAUAUGUCUGAUGCUGGUUAUCAAUUUGAUAAUAUUUAGAAUCUAGGCGAAGUGAAUGAAAUUAAAGUGGUCCUAUUUAUGCCCCGUGUCCGAAAGCGGGUAUAUACGAAAGUCACUCGCCGAAUAAAGGUGUUAUUUGUAACGAAUGAAAUUCAGAUACAGUAUACACCUGUUAUGUAGUAAAUUCCACUUAGCUUAUAAGUGAAGAAAUUAUAAGUAUCAAUAUAACUAGCAUAAGCAUUCCGUAGCUAAAUACUAAAUAUAUCUAUAUCUUUAUAACCUUAUGAGUAUACAAAUAAAUACCAGAUUUAUUGGG